AUGUUUGACAAAGAAACUUCAGUUGUGAAGCUGUUAGUACAGUUAUGUCAUGCGUAUUUGUCAUAUGCAUUGGGGCCGGCCAUGUUGCGUCGGGGUAAUCCAUUAACGUCAGCAGAAUGGUCGAAACUCUUUAUAAGUGCGAUAGGUAAAUUUGAAAAGCAUAUAGUAUCGUUAAAUAAUAAGAUAAUUGUUUCGAAAAAAAAAUCAUUACCAUGGUUGGAAGAUGGCGUUGGUGACGAGGACUACAAAAAUGAAAAGUUAAAUGUAUAUGAUUUUAUUUUAAAUACUAAAGAUACUAUUGAUAGAGAACUAUUUCCAGCCCAUUGGGAUAAACAAGAUAAAAUUAAACGAAAAAAACUAAUUAAACGGAAAAAAAUCAGUUCAUGUUCGGAUAGUGAACAGAGCAGUGUUGAGGACAAUUUAGUUAAAAUGAUGAAAAUAAAUGUAAUAAAGUUAAAGAAUGUUAUGACUUGA
Macrosiphum euphorbiae (potato aphid) is the source of this 474-nucleotide messenger RNA. The record is from the annotation of a GenBank genome assembly. NCBI's taxonomy places the organism in Eukaryota, Metazoa, Arthropoda, Insecta, Hemiptera, Aphididae.